This is a messenger RNA of Sphaeroforma arctica JP610, 1336 nucleotides long. RefSeq lists its product as hypothetical. The coding region runs from base 39 to 1175 and encodes 378 amino acids. The record is from RefSeq and is a predicted model, not a curated record. Gene Ontology annotation, molecular function: NAD binding. NCBI's taxonomy places the organism in Eukaryota, Ichthyosporea, Ichthyophonida. The transcript is spliced from 11 exons.
CCAAAGGACCUGCGUGGCCGAAGAUACAAUUGAACACCAUGAGCACGUCAACCGAAACACCCGCAGACUUACUUGUCCUGCUGCCGAGUGCGACGCAUAGGCUGUACCAGGCGAUUGUUGAGUCGGGGACUUUGGGUCCAAUCAGCCGACACGGACGGGGUGUCUAUCAAGAUAAAAAUAAAACACCGUUUCAGAUUGUUGCGCUGGAGAAACCCCAAGACUCCGGCAAUGCACCUGCAGUUGACAGUGAAGGGGCAGGUGUUCAGCUGACGCACCUGGCAGACCUCACCGCGGCUGACACAGCCCAUGUGAAAGCCGUGGCUAUGAAUCCCGUGGGUAUGACAUUCGAAGACAUUGACAGGCUGGUCACCCACACGGCUGUGCGUGCUGAGUGGUUCCAUUGCUUCUGGGCGGGGGUAGAUGGUAUACUGAGCCCUGGGCUUAAGGCUGCAGACAGGAUCACACUGACCAACUCCAAAUCAGCGUUUAGUGAAUCACUGGGGGAAUACGCGGUUGGGGCGCUGCUGCAUUUUGCGAAGAAGGUUCCGCUCUCAGUGGACUUGUACCGCCAGAAAAAAUGGGAACAGUACUCCGUAUCCAUGCUAAAGGGGAAGUCUCUAGGGAUUGUAGGGUAUGGCAGCAUUGGGCGAGAGGUGGCGAAACGCGCUAAGUAUGGAUUUGGCAUGAAGAUCGUUGCCGUCAAACGGAGGCCUGAGCAGCUCACAGAGGAGGACCGCACUAUAGCCGACCAAGUGUGUGGGUCAGCGGAUGAUGCGUUAAUUGCCAACUGCGACUACAUAGUCAGUGCACUCCCGGGCACCGCCAAAACACACCACUUCUGGAACACGCACCAGCUGAUGAAGCUCAAGAAGGACUGUGUGUUUGUCAACAUCGGCAGAGGCAACAGCGUCAAUGAACAGGAUCUGUAUGAUGUGAUGAAAUCAGGACACCUGAAAGGUAUUGCACUGGAUGUGUUUGAGAAGGAGCCCCUGCCCGAUAGCUCACCCCUGUAUCAACUUGGCGAGGACAAGGCGUUGCUCACGUGCCACUGUGUGGACAGGACAGACGACUACUGGGAGCUCACCAUGCACGUGUUCAUGGCCGAACUAAACCGCUAUGUCAACGGGGGGGUAGAUGCGCUACAGAACGUUGUAAGCAAAGAGGAGGGAUACUAGUGACCUGGCUCAGAAGCAACCGAAGAUUCUGAGGGCGCUCAUGCGUGAUCUGUGUAUCAUCAUGAGACGUUUCUAGUGUCUUUUGAGUGUCCCGCACUUUAAUCUCUGGUUUGAACUGAAAGCUUAGUCGCGAAUAAAAAUUAAAAAAGAAUCAGUCGCAG